AUGACCGAUCAUUGCGCCACAUCACCAUGUCGAAAUGGUGCAAUAUGUGUGAAUCAGGGGGCGCAAUAUAUGUGUGAAUGUUUACUUGGUUUUGAAGGUGCACAUUGUGAGCAUAAUAGAAAUGAAUGUGAUUUAUUGCAUAAAUGCUCACAAGAAGGUACCGAACUUUGUGAAGAUUUAAUUAAUGGUUACAAAUGUAACUGUCGUCAUGGCUAUACUGGAGAAUUAUGUGAAAUUCACGUUGAUCAGUGCGCAUCUGAACCAUGUCUUAAUAAUGGUACAUGUGUAGAUAUUGGUUCACAAUUUCGGUGUGAUUGUCCACGUGGUUGGAAAGGUAGCAAAUGUGAGGAAGAGGAUGGCUUAUGUGCAUUAAAUCCAUGCCAUAAUGAUGCACAUUGUGUUAAUCUUGUCGGUGAUUAUUUUUGUGUAUGUCCGGAAGGUGUUAGCGGAAAAGAUUGCGAAAUUGCACCAAAUCGUUGUCUCGGUGAACCAUGUCAUAAUGGUGGUGUUUGCGGUGAUUUUGGUUCACAUUUAGAAUGCAAUUGUCCAAAAG
Molecule: messenger RNA, 553 nt
Organism: Acanthocheilonema viteae
Lineage: Eukaryota; Metazoa; Nematoda; Chromadorea; Rhabditida; Onchocercidae
Source: the annotation of a GenBank genome assembly